ACUCAGACUGAAAUUCAUUGACGUCAAGGCUGUAAUGUGAUUGGUUAUUAAGGCCCACAUGAUACAAGUUAGCCGUUACGCUUUCUCCAAUAGUAAGUAAUACAGACCCUCUCAUCUCCCUAUAGUAAGACUCGAGUUUGAUUCAGUCGAACCAAACAAAAUAGGUGUGAAUACACCCUUAGUUUUUAUAGCAUCUUUUACAAUCCAGCACUCCAGAAUGCACCGGAACCGGGCCUUUUCGGAGCCCGAGUAUUCUGCGGAGUAUUCGGCGGACUGUUCGGUCACCCUGCCCUCGGACCCCGGGCAGGCAGUGGGACGCACCCACGAGGUGACUGUGCGCAGCUCCGGCUGCUGCCUGUGUCUGCCGCGGUUCAUGCGUCUGACCUUCGCGCCGGACUCUCUGGAGAACCUCUACCAGACCUACUUCCGCCGGCAGCGGCACGAGACCCUGCUGGUGCUGGUGGUGUUCGCGGCCCUCUUCGACUGCUACGUCAUUGUGAUGUGCACUGUGCUUUACACGAGCGAUAAGCUGGCGUCUGUGGCCGUGGCGUCGGUGGGGCUGGCGGCAGACGUCCUGCUGUACCUGCUGUGCCGGUUCGGUCUGCUCCCGGACCGUGUGACGCGCCGCCUGGUGCCCUACGUCUUGUGGGUGCUCAUAGCGGCCCAGAACUUCUGUUACCUAGGACUGAACUUCGCCCGCUUCCAUCAGCCCAGCGACACGGUGGGCUGGCAGGCAUUUUUUAGCUUUUCCUUCUUUCUGACAUUGCCGCUGCGGCUGACCCCUAUAGUGCUGAUCACAGCCGUGUCCUGCGGUGUGCACACGCUUGUCCUGGGUGUCACGAUUGCCCAGCAGCAGCAGGAGGACAUUCAGGGGGCGGCUCUUGGAAGACAGUUGCUGGCCAACAUUGUGAUCUACUUCUGUGCCAUCACCGUGGGCGUCAUGUCGUAUUACAUGGCCGACCGCAAACACCGCAAGGCCUUUCUGGAGGCCCGGCAGUCGCUGGAGGUGAAGCUCAACAUGGAGGAGCAAAGUCAGCAGCAGGAGCGUCUCCUGCUGUCCAUCUUACCCAAGCACAUCGCAGACGAGAUGCUUCAGGACAUGAAGAAAGAAGCCAGUCAGAAAGAGAUGCAGCAGUUCAACACCAUGUACAUGUAUCGGCACGAGAACGUCAGUAUUCUGUUCGCAGACAUCGUGGGCUUCACUCAGCUGUCCUCGUUCUGUAGCGCGCAGGAGCUGGUGAAGCUGCUGAACGAAUUGUUCGCCCGUUUCGACAAGCUAGCAGCUAAAUACCACCAGUUGAGGAUCAAGAUUCUGGGCGACUGCUAUUACUGUAUUUGUGGCCUUCCAGAUUACCGUGAUGACCAUGCGGCUUGCUCCAUCAGGAUGGGUUUAGCCAUGGUUGAGGCCAUUUCAUACGUUCGAGAGAAGACGCAGACGGACGUGGACAUGCGUGUCGGGGUGCAUUCUGGGACAGUUUUGGGAGGCGUGCUCGGACAGAAGCGCUGGCAGUAUGACGUGUGGUCGACUGACGUGACGGUGGCUAACAAGAUGGAGGCAGGAGGAAUACCAGGGCGAGUGCACAUCUCCCAGAAUACCCUGGAGUGUCUGCAUGGAGAGUUUGAUGUGGAGCCGGGGAACGGAGGAGACCGCUGCGAGUACCUGAAGGAAAGAGGCAUUGAGACGUACUUGGUGGUGGUGCCCAAGGGACCCGUGGGUAAAAACGGCAUCAACGGGGUAAAGCUUUCGGUGACGUCGUCUAAUGGGAAUUCUCCAUUGCUGAUCAACACUACGGAGUGCAAUGGGAGCGUCCACACGGCCUGUACCACACCGGAGGAGCCGGAGGAGCUGGACACGCGGGUGGUGAACCCCUCGUUUCCAAACCCUCGGCGUCGUUUGCGUCUGCGUGAUCUGGCUGAGAGAGUGAUCGACGCUCAGGAGAACGAACAGGAGCUCAACAAACUCCUCAAUGAAGCGCUGCUGGAGCGAGAGACAGUACAGGCGCUGAAAGGGAAGCACACUAAUCGUCUGUCUCUGCGCUUUACUGAUCCGGAGCUGGAGACGCGCUUCUCGGUGGAGAAGGAGAAGCAGAGCGGAGCGGCGUUCAGCUGCUCUUGUGUGGUGCUGCUCUUCACUGCCGUCAUGGAGGCUCUCAUUGACCCCUGGUUGAUUGCAAACUAUGCGACUCUGGCUGUAGGUGAAGUCUUGCUACUCAUUCUUACUAUCUGUUCGCUGGCAGCUAUUUUCCCACGGGUAUUUCCAAAGAGAUUGGUGUCGUUCUCCACUUGGAUUGAUCACACGCGCUGGGCUCGCAACACUUGGGCCAUGGCGGCCAUCUUCAUAGUCACAAUGGCCGACAUAGUAGAUAUGUUGAGCUGUCGUCCACCAGAGUCCUCCACAAAUGAGGCAACUGCGGUCACUCCGGUCACUCUGUCCGCCAGCGGCUGUUCGGAGAAUCCUAAAUACUACAGCUACAUCGCAGUGCUGGCUCUCAUCGCCACCACCAUGCUGGUGCAGGUCAGUCACAUGGUCAAACUCACGCUCAUGCUGCUGAUCACCGGAGCUACAGGUGUGGUCAACAUCUACAGCUGGAGGGACAUCUUUGACCAGUACGAUCUGGUGCGCUUUAAGGAAUACAGAGUUCAUCUUGUGCCCUCCAAAUACACCAUGAGUGUGAUGAUCUUCAUCAUGAUGGUCAGCUUCUACUACUUCUCCCGACAUGUGGAGAAGCUGGCACGCACACUGUUCUUGUGGAAGAUUGAAGUGCAUGAGCAGAAGGAGAAGGUGUACGAGAUGCGGCGCUGGAACGAGGCUCUGGUCACUAAUAUGCUUCCGGAGCACGUCGCCCGGCAUUUCCUGGGCUCCAAGAAGAGGGAUGAGGAGCUCUACAGCCAGUCCUACGAUGAGAUUGGAGUCAUGUUCGCCUCCAUCCCAAACUUCUCUGAUUUCUAUACAGAGGAAAGCAUCAACAAUGGUGGGAUUGAGUGUCUGAGGUUCCUCAAUGAAAUCAUUUCCGAUUUUGAUAGCCUUUUAGACGAGCCACAGUUUCGCUGUAUAACCAAGAUCAAGACUAUUGGCAGCACCUACAUGGCAGCAUCAGGAGUCACUUCAGACAAUAACACUAACGGUUAUGCUUGUAUGAAGAAAGAAGCGAUUUCAGACCGGGAACGGUGGCAGCACUUGGCAGAUCUUGCUGAUUUUGCUCUGGCCAUGAAAGUCACGUUGAUGAACAUCAAUUACCAGUCCUUCAAUAACUUCAUGCUCCGCAUCGGGUUGAAUAAAGGGGGCGUUUUGGCUGGUGUGAUCGGGGCCCGUAAACCUCAUUUUGACAUCUGGGGAAACACUGUGAAUGUCGCCAGUCGCAUGGAGUCCACAGGGGUGAUGGGAAACAUCCAGGUGGUGGAGGACUGCUACUGCAUCCUGAAGGACUACGGCUUCCGCUUCGUCAGGAGAGGACCCAUAUUCGUCAAGGGGAAAGGAGAGCUGCUCACCUACUUCCUAAAGGGAUGUGAAAAACAAGGCUCCUUCAUUAACGGCUCUUUUGUCACCCUGCCGCACCAAGUGGUGGACAGCUCUUGACCGACACGCACACACAGUAAUUAGUACUUUCAAAUGUGUUUUCUCUAUUUAUUAGGCUGAGGGAAGAAAUGUUGGCAGAGAUUUUCUGUUUAUAUGAGAGAAGUACUAUAUAAUAUACAUUUUGGAAGUGUGCACAGAGAUGAAUGAAUGAAAUCAAACAAGCUGAAUGGUUUUAUUAGAUUGCUAAAGAGAUGAACAGGUUGUUUUUAAACUCAAAUCGCACCGAAUACAAUGAACUCUACCGUAUAUUACGCACUGCGCUGCUCAAAGGAACCGAUGAAUUACCUAUUUUUGUUCUUCUUUUAUUUGAAAUAGUUUCAUUAUUUAAUCAUUUAUUUAAAGAUUGCCCUGAAAGUCCCUGAUAUAUUUGAAUGUUGUUUGCCAUUGAAAAGCUACUCCGAAUGCCUGUGUAUGAAAGCAUACUGACUGCCUUUGCCUCUUAUGAAAGUGUGUGUGUGUGUGUGUGUUCAUGCAUUUCUAAAGUCUAUAGUCACCUUUAUUUAUUUUUUUUGACUUUCAACCAUUAAUAAUGGUCAUGCAUGAGGUUUUGAAAGUCUGAGACCACAUUAAAUCAUGGGUUUUAACCCUGGAAAUAACCGUACAGUUCUAGGAUUUUAAAAUGUAUAAAAUACAUUAAAAGAUAACAAUAUUUACA
Sinocyclocheilus anshuiensis is the source of this 4232-nucleotide messenger RNA. RefSeq names its product adenylate cyclase type 3-like. Gene Ontology annotation, molecular function: adenylate cyclase activity. The coding region runs from base 218 to 3577 and encodes 1119 amino acids. NCBI's taxonomy places the organism in Eukaryota, Metazoa, Chordata, Actinopteri, Cypriniformes, Cyprinidae. Gene Ontology annotation, cellular component: plasma membrane. The transcript has 20 exons. The record is from RefSeq and is a predicted model, not a curated record. Gene Ontology annotation, biological process: intracellular signal transduction; cAMP biosynthetic process; adenylate cyclase-activating G protein-coupled receptor signaling pathway.